Molecule: messenger RNA, 1324 nt
Organism: Quercus lobata
Lineage: Eukaryota; Viridiplantae; Streptophyta; Magnoliopsida; Fagales; Fagaceae
Gene: XTH32
Product: xyloglucan endotransglucosylase/hydrolase 32
Exons: 4
Coding region: 133-1014 (293 amino acids)
Biological process (GO): xyloglucan metabolic process; cell wall biogenesis
Cellular component (GO): apoplast; cell wall
Molecular function (GO): hydrolase activity, hydrolyzing O-glycosyl compounds; xyloglucan:xyloglucosyl transferase activity
Source: RefSeq, a predicted model, not a curated record
UAUACACCUUGUCUCAAUUCUCAAAGUUCUCUGUCUCAUUCUCUCACCGUUCAUUUUAUACACACACACACGCACAAUCACAAUCAUUCUCCACAUUAUAGCUUCCUUUCAUUCAUCUUUCUUCCCCUCUUCAUGGCUUUCUUUCUUUUCCUACUUUUGAUCCUUUUAGUCCCUUCAAGCAAUGCUCAGUGGCCACCUUCACCUGGCUACUGGCCAAGCUCUAGGUUCAACUCCAUGAGCUUUUACAAAGGAUAUAAAAACCUCUGGGGUCCUUCGCAUCAAAGCUUUGGCCAAAAUGCAUUAAGCAUCUGGCUUGAUCGUACAUCAGGAAGUGGGUUCAAGUCUGUCCGUCCAUUUCGAUCUGGCUACUUUGGUGCCUCCAUUAAGCUUCAACCUGGUUACACUGCAGGAGUCAUUACAGCUUUCUAUCUCUCCAACAAUGAAGCUCAUCCAGGUUUCCAUGAUGAAGUAGACAUUGAAUUCCUUGGGACAACAUUUGGGAAGCCUUAUACUUUACAGACCAAUGUUUACAUCAGAGGGAGUGGGGAUGGGAGAAUUAUAGGCAGAGAGAUGAAGUUUCAUCUAUGGUUUGAUCCCACCCAAAAUUUUCAUCAUUAUGCUAUACUGUGGAGUCCUAAAGAGCUCAUAUUCCUUGUGGAUGACGUGCCCAUAAGGAGGUACCCGAGGAAGAGUGAUGCCACAUUUCCACUAAGGCCAAUGUGGGUUUAUGGUUCUAUAUGGGAUGCUUCAUCAUGGGCCACUGAAGAUGGAAAAUACAAAGCUGAUUAUAAGUACCAGCCAUUUGUUGCAAGGUACACAAAUUUCAAGGCCACUGGUUGCUCAGCCUAUUCACCAGCUAGGUGCCACCCAGUCUCUGCCUCACCAUUCAGGUCCGGUGGGCUAACUAGACAACAAUAUAGAGCCAUGAGAUGGGUUCAAAGCCACAAUUUGGUUUAUGACUAUUGCAGGGAUUCCAAGAGGGACCAUUCCCUGACACCUGAGUGCUGGGGUUAAAAGUUAAAGUGAAAAUUGGAGUUACUGCUAUGUGUCUACUUAAUUCUAUGCAUAGGAAGUCACUCAAAUUUUCACUUUUUGUUAUUUUUUCCUUCUUUUAAAUUUUAGUGAGGGUGUCUUGUGAUGGGUACCAUUUGCCAAGAAGGUUGAUGCAAAUGGUACUUGAGCGUCCAAGGCUCCACACAAAAGAAAAAAAAUUGGAACAACAUUUGUGUGCAUUUUUCAUUUUUUGUUAUGGUGAUUUUUGUGUACAUUUGUGGUUGGAGACAUACAAGCUAUGAGACUUGGGGGGAGAGAAAAAAAAAAAAAA